UAUGUGGAUGGUAGUGACUGAGUUCCUAAGCCAUCACCCGCUGUUUCUCAAGUACAUUAGCAGGAAGCUGCGUGGGAUUUAAAGGAGAUGUGGGACAUAUGGAUUUGGGAUAUGAAUUCAUUUGAAAAACCACUGUGGGGGUAUGAAUGUGAUUUCUGAUGAAACUGGAUUGGAAUAAUUUUGAUGAUCUUUGUAUAUUUAUAUAUAUAUUUUAAAAUUUUGCAUUUGACUUAAAGUGCCAUGAGAAAAUUUGCAUACUGCAAGGUGGUCCUAGCCACCUCCUUGAUUUGGGUACUCUUGGAUAUGUUCCUGCUGCUUUACUUCAGUGAAUGCAACAAAUGUGAUGAGAAAAAAGAGAGAGGACUUCCUGCUGGGGAUGUUCUAGAGCCAGUACAAAAGCCUCACGAAGGUCCUGGAGAAAUGGGGAAACCAGUCGUUAUUCCUAAAGAGGAUCAAGAAAAGAUGAAAGAGAUGUUUAAAAUCAAUCAGUUCAAUUUAAUGGCAAGUGAGAUGAUUGCACUCAACAGAUCUUUACCAGAUGUUAGGCUAGAAGGGUGUAAAACAAAGGUGUAUCCAGAUAAUCUUCCUACAACAAGUGUGGUGAUUGUUUUCCACAAUGAGGCUUGGAGCACACUUCUGCGAACUGUUCAUAGUGUCAUUAAUCGCUCACCAAGACACAUGAUAGAAGAAAUUGUUCUAGUAGAUGAUGCCAGUGAAAGAGAUUUUUUGAAAAGACCCCUGGAGAGUUAUGUGAAAAAAUUAAAAGUCCCAGUUCAUGUAAUUCGAAUGGAACAACGUUCUGGACUGAUCAGAGCUAGGUUAAAAGGAGCUGCCGUGUCAAAAGGCCAAGUGAUCACCUUUUUGGAUGCUCAUUGUGAGUGCACAGUGGGGUGGCUGGAGCCUCUCUUAGCCAGGAUCAAACAUGACAGGAGAACAGUGGUCUGCCCUAUCAUUGAUGUGAUCAGCGAUGAUACUUUUGAAUACAUGGCAGGCUCUGAUAUGACCUAUGGUGGGUUCAACUGGAAGCUCAAUUUUCGCUGGUAUCCUGUUCCCCAAAGAGAAAUGGAUAGAAGGAAAGGUGAUCGAACUCUUCCUGUCAGAACACCUACAAUGGCAGGAGGCCUUUUUUCAAUAGACAGAGAUUACUUUCAGGAAAUUGGAACAUAUGAUGCUGGAAUGGAUAUUUGGGGAGGAGAAAACCUAGAAAUUUCCUUUAGGAUUUGGCAGUGUGGAGGAACUUUGGAAAUUGUUACAUGCUCACAUGUUGGACAUGUGUUUCGGAAAGCUACGCCUUACACGUUUCCAGGAGGCACGGGGCAGAUUAUCAAUAAAAAUAACAGACGACUUGCAGAAGUGUGGAUGGAUGAAUUCAAGAAUUUUUUCUAUAUAAUCUCUCCAGGUGUUACAAAGGUAGAUUAUGGAGAUAUAUCAUCGAGACUUGGUCUGAGACACAAGCUACAGUGCAAACCCUUCUCUUGGUACCUAGAGAAUAUUUAUCCUGAUUCUCAAAUUCCAUGUCACUAUUUCUCAUUGGGAGAGAUUCGAAAUGUAGAAACAAAUCAGUGUCUUGAUAACAUGGCCAGAAAAGAGAAUGAAAAAGUUGGAAUUUUUAAUUGUCACGGUAUGGGAGGUAAUCAGGUUUUCUCAUAUACUGCCAACAAAGAAAUUAGAACAGAUGACCUUUGCUUGGAUGUUUCCAAACUUAAUGGCCCAGUCACAAUGCUCAAAUGCCACCACCUAAAAGGCAACCAGCUCUGGGAGUAUGACCCAGUGAAGUUAACCUUACGGCAUGUGAACAGUAAUCAGUGCCUGGACAAAGCCACCGAAGAGGAUAGCCAGGUGCCCAGCAUUAGAGACUGCAGUGGAAGCCGGUCACAGCAGUGGCUUCUUCGAAACGUCACACUUCCAGAAAUAUUCUGAGACCAAAUUUACAAAAAAAGAAAAAAUAAUGAGACUGGGCUACCUCAGCAUACAUUUCUGCCACACUCUUCAAGUAGCAAAAAAAAAAAAAAAAAAAAGGAAAAGUGCUUUCCUCCUCUGCAGGAUGUAAGGUUUACCAGCCAUUAAAACUUAGACUCUUCUAGCUUUUCACUAGCUGUGAACCAGCCUUCCUGUCCAAGGACGUGAAACUGCAUAGUAGUGAGACUGUGCACACUGAUGUUUACAAGGGUGAAAGAAUCUUUCAUCAAGAGUCAUGGUAAAGAAUAUUCAGACAGUGAAACAGGCAACAACAUGCUUUCUGGAGAGCUACACCUUUUAUGGUUUGCUUGCACAACAGUAAUUUUUACUGACCGUGCUGUCACAGUGAAGAGAUUUCCAAGAUUUUUUUUCCUGAUUAGAACUGGUAGCCAGUAUAUUAAAUAUUGAUAUAAAAAUAAAUGAAAAUGAACUGGAACCGGAUUCAGAAUCAUGAAAACAUUUUUACAACAAUAAAUAAACUAUAUUAAACAGGGUUUAAAGGAAAUUAGAACUAUGAGAAGUACAAUUUGUUAUAGUAUAGUAUCAAAUUUCUAUAUAGAUUUUAUACCUCAGUGGGGAAAAAUAACUGAUUAUAAUGACAUUCAUUUUGUUUUCAUCUGUGAUAGUCAUGGAUGCUUUUAUUUUCCUUGGGGUGCUGAAAUUGAGCUAAAAAAAAAAAACAGCUCUUUGAAUAUAGUUUUAAUUUCUUUCUACAGUAUUUUUUAUUUGGUUUGUGGGCUGUUGGAAUUGUAAUUUUUAAUUGCCUUCUAAAAAAUGAAGAUUUAACAUAAUAUCUAGUCUCAACCAAACAAGUUAGGUCUCCCAGUUGCUCUUGGGUCAGCUGGCUUACACACACACACACACACACGCAAAUUUCUUAACAUAUUUUCAACUUCUUAGCUUGAUUCAACAGAUUAUACUUAAUACCCAAGAUUCAUACUACUGUACUACAGAUUUGUUUUCACAGCAAUAAGUGUUAAGUUCUUUAUGAUUCCACUUAACAAAGGCCUACAGAAGUGAUACAUAAUUUGGGUAUUAGGAGAUAAUAUAUUUGAUGAGUUUUUCUGGAAAACCUUUUCCACUCCAUACUCAAAUGUACUUCAUUGUCAAGUGCAUAUUUAGAUCAGAUUCUUCAAUUGUAAUGUUGAUUUGCUUUUUUAAAAUAAAAUUUUCUUGAGAAUGUUCAAUUGGCAUUUUUUAAUGAGUUGGCAGAAGUGCAGCUAUUAUUCCAUAUAGCUGCUAGUCCUGCAUUUCUUCCCUAAAUUCCAUUUAUGUAAAAUUGAUUUUUCUCUGAAUUUAAUGCCACAAAAACACCUGAGUAUCAAUUAAAAGUUAAUUUUUAAUCUCAUAGAAAAUCUCACUUUUUUCAUGAUAUGUAAAGCAAUCCAUUGGUAAAACUGCAUAUAUUUUUCUUCCAUUUGUUAGAUUCUAUUUAAUGGUAUUUGUUUCUUUGAUUAUCAAAGACUUCACUGCAGGCAGUGCUAUUUCUUGUGUCUAAGAAUGUUUCUGAAAGUUACAUCACCAAUGAUAUUUGCCAGGCUGAGAGUACACAAAUUUGCUCAUAUCCUAUUCAAGUUAGUCAACAUCAAGCACAUAUGGAUGCUUCAGGGUAAGGCUCUAGGACGGAAUGCGUAAACUGUGUCCCUAGGAACUUUGAAAUGAAGUAGGUGGGUGCUGCGUGGAAUUUUUUCUUAUUCCAUGAGCUGUGUGUGAAUUCUAUCUUCAGUAGGCCUAAUGCUUGAAUAAAUCAAAUGUCUAAUCAAUAAAUUAUUUUCAUGCUCAGAAUUGCAGGUUUUUGUACUCCAGCAUAGUUUGGUCUUACUCUAUACUGUAAGAAAGCUCAACAGCAAUGUGAUUUAAGGUUUUGUUUUUUUUUAAAGUGGGGAAUGUGAGUGACUUAAUUCAUGGGUACUUUUAGAACCUAAUAGAUAAUCCCAUUGCCUUUAUUUUUCUAAUUAAAGAAUUCUUAAAUACUUUGAAAAUAUAAAAUAUUCCUAAAUAGUUGUGCCUUAUAUUGGUUUUAUUUGAAGUUAAAAUGAAUCCCUGUUCAUGAAAGUUAUUUGUAGAUUAGGCAGCUGCUGACUACUGUACUGUAAGUCAAAUUGGGAAGAAUGAACGAAAAAGCAAAGGAUAACAAGGUGGAAUUAGUAUUCUAUCAUGAAGAAUUACUAGUGUGACUAUUCAGGAUAAUUUGCAUCUCAUAAAUAUAUUCACCCACCCCAAUCCCAAUAUAUUUUAUUGUGUUUCCCUGUCCUCAUUUGGCAUUCUUGAGAAAUGGUAUUUUGUUCACUGUUCUGCAAAUGGAGAGCACCAUGGAAGCCAUGUCCUCAUUUUCUUGUUCUACAUUUAGCUGAAAAACAGAGGUUCCUUUGCUCUCUUCAUCUUCCAAGAAAUGCACAAGGAGCAAAUUUAACUCUAUAGUUACAUAUUCUUCCAAAAACAAAGAAAUUCAGAAGGUAGUGUUUCUGUGGUGAUAACUAUGAGAGUUUGUACACAAAGAAUUACUUUCUCUACCAUUGGAAAAUAUAGAUCUGUUUCCAGUUAUGUGACAUUUCUUCCAUCUGGUUACUUGGUGAUUUCUAAGCAUUUCCUUGAUAAAUUUAACAGAACUAGUAAUUUGGCAGGAUAUGAGACAAAUAUAUAAAACUCAGUUUUGCAAAUCUGUGCAUUAGUAUCAAACACUUCAAAUUAAAAUUUAAAAUAUUUAUAAUAGCAUUAAAAAAAAAGUAUCUAGGAAGAAAGCUGUUCAAGACUUCUACCCUGAAAACUGCAAAACAGUGCUGAGAAAAAGCACAGAACAUGACGAUAAAUAUACUGUGUUUAUGAGUUGAAAGACUGAAUAAUGUUAAGAUAUCAGCAUAUUAUUGAUUUAAUGAAAUUAAAGUUCCAUGAAGCUGUAUUGUAGAAAUUGGCAAAUACAUACAGAAAUGCAGCAGACCCAAAAUAGCCAAGAUAAUAUUGAAGAAAAAAAUAAAAUUGAAAGACUACAUUUCAUCAAUUUUAAGACUUCCUGUAAAACUACAGCAAUUAAAAAAGUGAAGCACUAAAUUUAUAAUAAACAAAUAGUUCAAUAGAAUAGAGCAUACAGAAAUAGAUCCCAUAUAUAUGUGGUUAUUUGCUUUAUAACAAAAAUCAUCAAACAAGUUAGUAAAAAUUUAAAAAGGAGGGGGGAUUUUGAUAAUACCUUUAUGAGAAAAAAACUGAAUAUUGAUACCUUCUCUUCAUUACAUACACUAUUCGAAAUGGAUUAUAGAUCUAAAUGUGAAGAGCAGAACACUAAAUCUUAGAAAGUAAAGUGUAGAAUCUUAAUGGCCUUAGGUUAUGUGAAGAUAUCUUAAGACACAAAAGCUA
Molecule: messenger RNA, 5310 nt
Organism: Lepus europaeus (European hare)
Lineage: Eukaryota; Metazoa; Chordata; Mammalia; Lagomorpha; Leporidae
Gene: GALNT1
Product: polypeptide N-acetylgalactosaminyltransferase 1
Exons: 13
Coding region: 241-1920 (559 amino acids)
Cellular component (GO): Golgi apparatus
Source: RefSeq, a predicted model, not a curated record